AUGGGUAUCUCACGAGACAGCCGCCACAAGCGGUCCGCAACUGGUGCAAAGCGCGCAUACUACCGAAAGAAGAGAGCCUUCGAGAAGGGACGUCAACCAGCCAACACCCGUAUCGGCAAUAAGCGAAUCCAUCUCGUGCGCACCCGAGGCGGCAACACCAAAUACCGAGCCUUGAGAAUUGAAAGCGGCAACUUCUCAUGGGGAUCUGAAGGCAUCGCCCGCAAGGUCCGAGUCAUCGUCGUCGCCUUCCACCCUUCCAACAACGAACUCGUCCGCACAAACACCCUCACUCGCUCCGCUGUGGUUCAAAUCGAUGCCGCACCUUUCCGCACCUGGUAUGAAGCCCACUACGGCACGACCAUUGGCCGCAAGCGAGCUGGACAGAAAGGCGAGGCCGUCGAAGACAAGAAGGUCAGCAAGUCCGUCACAAGCAAGCGUGAGGAGCGGGUGAAGAAGAGUGGAAAGAUCGAGUCUGCUUUGGAGAGACAGUUCGAGGCCGGUCGAUUGUUCGCCGUCAUCAGCUCGAGACCGGGCCAGAGUGGUCGUGUUGAUGGCUACGUUCUUGAGGGUGAUGAGUUGGCCUUCUACCAGAGAGCCAUUAGGAAGUAA
Exophiala bonariae is the source of this 609-nucleotide messenger RNA. RefSeq names its product ribosomal protein S8A (gene RPS8A). The transcript is spliced from 2 exons. The coding region runs from base 1 to 609 and encodes 202 amino acids. Gene Ontology annotation, cellular component: ribosome; cytosolic small ribosomal subunit. Gene Ontology annotation, molecular function: structural constituent of ribosome. NCBI's taxonomy places the organism in Eukaryota, Fungi, Ascomycota, Eurotiomycetes, Chaetothyriales, Herpotrichiellaceae. The record is from RefSeq and is a predicted model, not a curated record. Gene Ontology annotation, biological process: maturation of SSU-rRNA from tricistronic rRNA transcript (SSU-rRNA, 5.8S rRNA, LSU-rRNA); translation.